Messenger RNA from Endocarpon pusillum Z07020, 3549 nucleotides. RefSeq lists its product as uncharacterized. The record is from RefSeq and is a predicted model, not a curated record. Gene Ontology annotation, molecular function: RNA-directed RNA polymerase activity. Lineage: Eukaryota; Fungi; Ascomycota; Eurotiomycetes; Verrucariales; Verrucariaceae. The transcript is spliced from 4 exons. Bases 1 to 3549 code for a protein of 1182 amino acids. Gene Ontology annotation, cellular component: nuclear RNA-directed RNA polymerase complex. Gene Ontology annotation, biological process: siRNA processing.
AUGGAGGUAUUCGUUCGAGGUGUGCCUGAGCGAGCGACAGAGCGUCAGGUGUCUGCUUUCUUCCUGCCAAUCUUGACCAACCUAUCCAUCGAGAACUGGCAAUGCCAGAAGAAGGGCAGGAAGCCUUUUGCAACGUUGACCUUCCUCAGCUCUAAAGAUGGCCAAAGAUUCCUAAGUUGGUACGGACAAGCGAGGAUUGGCCUCGGUGGUGCCGACCGCAUGUUCCAGGGGAAGCUACUGCUCUGUACCCGGAGCAACAAGCCGGCGGAUCCUUUGGCCCUAAAGAGCCUAGAAAUGGAUGCAAAGGUCAGACAGACAAGGACAACAAAGCCUGCCAAGGACCAUACAGUCUCCUCCCUGGAGUGUUCUUCUGUAUCCUGCGGGCUCUGGGAGUAUAUCGACUCAAAUCUAGUCUUCACAUCCUACUUGGAAUGGCCGGUCCGCGGAAGCGUGAAGUUCGGUGCCAAGGUCGCGGUUAUAAGGAUGGAUACAGGCCAGAGCAUGGAUAUACCAUACUCCACUAUCCAGGCAAUCGCGACUGAGGGUCUACCCCAACCUGGCAUGACGCUCACUCUGACGGAGGCUCCACACUUUUCUCAACCCGUUGGUAAAGCUAACGGAACAACCACAGGAGACUUGAGUGAUGUGUUAAAGACCGUGCUGACUUUCAGCCCUCAAAGUGGCCCAAGCAAGGAGAGGCUCCCUGGACUGAACAUUGAACAUGAAAAGAUCGCGGGAAGCUGCCUAGUGUAUCGGAUUGGGCUCGUCAAUAGUACCUUGAACGAACACAUGGACGCUUUGAGUCACGCUCGUGGGAUACCACCAACCACCCGAUGUCAUACCCGUAUCCAUAGCCCGAAGGGGCAAUACGGAGCAGAAAUGAGUAGGCUGCGUCAGGCAUUAACAGAAGCAAACACCAGACUUCCAUUUGAGGUCAAAUUUCAGGUACAGAAACUUGCACAGAGUGGCUAUCUCUCGCCAAACAAAGUCUUAGCACUUCUGCCCGAGGUAGCAAGCUUGUGGAGCCGCUCUAACAUACGUGUCUGUGUCAACGCAAUACGAAGAUUGUUCCAGCAGCUCCCUUUUGCUGGUCCCAACACCGACGCUGUGGAGUUCCAACUCGAAGCCAUUACAUCUCUGUUGAAAGAGAACGAAGAACGGCUGAAGACGGGAGGCCUUUAUUUUAACGACCCAAAGCAAUCCAAGAAUGUAGCCAUCAUCCACAGGGUGACUGUCACUCCUGCCGGCACCUACCUGUAUGGUCCCGAGCCAGAAAGCAACAAUCGCGUUCUUCGAAAGUACCCUGAGCACCACGAUUACUUCAUUCGGGUUCAAUUCUGCGACGAAGAUGGCAUUCAAGUCCAAUAUCGUCCUGAUGUAUCAAAUGACCUCAUCUUCUAUAAGAGAUUCAACAAAAUCUUAGAUGAAGGUAUCAACAUAGGCGGAAGACAGUUCAAAUUCCUUGGAUUCUCCCACUCUUCUCUUCGCGCACAAUCCUGCUGGUUCAUGGCCCCAUUCUUUCACAACGGGCAACUUCUACAUGACCGCAUGCUUAUUGCAGGGUUGGGUGAUUUCUCGCGCAUCCGCUGCCCUGCAAAAUGUGCCGCCAGAAUCGGACAAGCCUUUUCCGAGACUCCAACCGCGGUAACCCUGGCUCCCGGAGUUGCUAAGGAAAUGAAAGACGUUGAACGUAACGGCCGAGUGUUUAGUGAUGGUGUUGGAACAGUAUCAAUGUCUGUUCUACAACAGGUAUGGGACGCCCUGCCCAGCACGAACCGAACAAAACCGUCUCUUUUACAGAUCCGGUACUCAGGUGCAAAGGGAAUGAUUGCACUAGACAGUCGUCUUGUACAUGACUCACUCUUCUUGCGUAAGUCGAUGAUCAAGUUCCCUGGAUCCGACUCAACCGACGUCGAGAUAUGUGGCGCAGCAUAUAAGCCGCUUCCAUUGUUCCUCAACCAACAGUCUAUCAAAAUCCUCGAAGACAUGGGAGUGAAAGACGACUUUUUCCUCUAUCAUCAAGCAAGGGAAGUUGAGCGGCUGCGUUCGACUACUUCCAGUUCCACAAACGCCUCAAAAUUUCUCAAGGCACAGGCGGUGGGGGAAAUCAUUCAUCUACCGUGGUUCAUUAACAAACUUCGCAGCUUGAAUCUCUCGUUUCAAGCAGACAAAUUUCUACGAGAGGUCAUCGAAUUCACCGUUCUCAUCGAACUCCGUGCAUUAAAAUACAAGGCCAGGAUUCCCGUCAAAGACGGAUAUACACUUUAUGGCAUCAUGGACGAAACUGGAAUCAUUGAGGAAGGUCAAAUCUUCUGUAUCGUUGAGUCUGAUGGAAAGCCGAGGGUCAUAACUGGCAAAGAUCUGAUGAUCACCCGUGCCCCAGCGCUUCAUCCAGGUGAUAUCCAGCUGGUGACGGCUGUUGCCGUACCGAACAAUUCGCCAUUGAUGAAGCUUCGUAAUUGCAUAUGUUUCAGUCAAAAGGGUCCACGGGACCUCCCUAGCCAGCUGAGCGGUGGGGAUCUAGACGGUGAUCUCUAUCAAAUCAUACUUGACCCCAAGGCGCGACCGACGAAGGUAUUCACACCCGCCGAUUAUCCUGCACAAGCACCUGUCGAUCUUGGCCGCCAAGUUGUACGCAAGGAUAUGACGGACUUCUUCGUGACGUUCAUGGCCACUGACCAGCUGGGUCGAAUUGCUACCUUACACAAAGUUCUUGCGGAUCAAAAGCAGGCAGGCGUGUCAGAUCCCGACUGCCAGCUGUUGGCUGCGAUGCACUCAACAGCGGUCGACUUCUCCAAGAGUGGUAUACCGGUUGAUAUGAAAAAAAUGCCACGGUAUAACAGUUAUCGCCCCGACUUUAUGGCACCUGGUCCGCAUAUUGCUGUACAGAAGGAUAAGCCGCUCUCGUUUGAUGCUCGACCUGAGACGAAUGAUGGAGACGACGAUGACUUCCAACCAUACAAAUACUACGAGAGUGAUAAAAUCCUAGGAAAAUUAUACCGCGCCAUCGAUGAACAGGAGGUUUUCAACAGCGUGCAGCAACAAGCACCGCUACAUGUAAUCGAGGUGGGUAGAACUAGGGGCUCGGUCAGUCCUGUGUUGAAGGGCAUUCGGACCUAUCUCCAGCGUCGAUGUCAAGCAGUCCAAUGGAAGCACCACCUCGAGCGGGCUCGAGGAAUCCGCGAUGAGUACGAAGACUGCCUUCUGAACAUCGCCUCUGAGUAUAGUUCCCAACCUUCCCGCCCCCUCAGCGAGCUUGAAGUCUUCGUGGGCAAUAUCCUUGGCAAAACCGGCGCACAAAGUAAGAAACAGCACGAGCUUUCCAUCAGCAUGAAAGAGCGUUUCAACGACGACCUCGGGUACAUUGUCAAUUGCAUCGCGAAGGAUGGCAAUGAGAGAAGCGAGGAGAGCCUGGCGAGGAGUAUAGCUUGUUUUGAGGUAGGGUUGGAAGCCGAGAAGAAGGGUUUGAGGGCGGGUGGGGAGUUUGUUAGUUUCAAGUAUGUGGCUGCGGCGGUGUGCAUGAGGGAGGUGGAUAAGGUGUUGGGAUAG